Messenger RNA from Trichoplax adhaerens, 804 nucleotides. RefSeq lists its product as uncharacterized. The transcript has 7 exons. Gene Ontology annotation, biological process: L-proline biosynthetic process. Gene Ontology annotation, molecular function: pyrroline-5-carboxylate reductase activity. Lineage: Eukaryota; Metazoa; Placozoa; Uniplacotomia; Trichoplacea; Trichoplacidae. The record is from RefSeq and is a predicted model, not a curated record. Bases 1 to 804 code for a protein of 267 amino acids.
AUGACCAUUGGAUUCAUUGGAGCUGGCAAAAUGGCACAAGCUCUUGCUAGUGGAUUUAUCGCAUCUAGAGUAGCUUCUGUAGACAAAUUAUUUGCCAGUGCCCCUUCAAUGGAGUCGCUCCAAGGAAUUAAGGAAAAAAUUAAUAAUAUCAAUGUUACUACUGAUAACAAAGACAUUGUACGCAAAAAUGACGUCAUAAUCGUUGCCGUUAAGCCGAAUAUCCUAUCACAAGUCCUGAAAGAGAUCGCUCCGGUUAUUAGAAGCGAGAACCUAAUUAUUUCCGUUGCUGCUGGUAUACGAAUACCGGCAAUAGAAGAUCCCUUACCGAACGGAACAAGAGUUGUACGAGUUAUGCCCAAUACUCCAUGUUUGGUCGGUGCUGGAGCCUCUGCUUAUUCCCUUGGUACCUAUGCACAAUCUAGGGACGCCGAAACUGUAAAUAAGUUAAUGUCAGCUGUUGGCUUAUGCGAAAAAGUGCCGGAAUCACUUAUAGACGCCGUUGUUGGUGUUAGCGGAAGUGGACCAGCUUAUAUGUUCGUAGCCAUAGAAGCAUUGGCUGAUGGUGGUGUUAAAGCUGGUUUACCACGUCAUUUAGCCUUAAAAUUAGCUGCACAGACUCUAUUGGGUGCUGGAAAAAUGGUAAUGGAAAUUGGUGCACAUCCAGCUGAGUUGAAGGAUGAAGUUUGUUCUCCUGGUGGUACCACUAUUGCUGCGGUUCAUACAUUAGAGAAGAAUGGAUUUAGAGGGGCCCUAAUCGAUGCUGUUUUAGAGUCAUGCAAUCGUUCCAGAGAAUUAGGAAAUUAA